UCAUUUUUAAUUCUGCUUGUUUACCAAGAGUAUUUGUGUUUUUUCUUUGGGAUCUUUAGGUACUCGUGUCCUGUCUGCUCGAAAUCCAUCUGCGAUAUGUCUAAUGUAUGGAGAAAGCUCGACGAAGAGGUAGCUUCGACUCAGAUGCCAGAGACAUACAAUAACAAAAUGGUGUGGAUACUAUGCAAUGACUGCGAAGCAACAUCUGAAGUGCAUUAUCACAUCCUCGCAUACAAAUGUUUGAAAUGCAACUCGUAUAACACUAGACAGAUACGAGGAGGCCCUGAAUCUUCUUCGUGCUCUCCUAGAAUCGCAGAGAUGGUCAGAUGAUUUCUCGUCAAAGAUUUAUUUGGAGAAUGUGUACGAGGGAGUUACUCUUUUGUAAAGCGGUUCAAUUUUCUUGCAGGACAUAUUUUUAGUCGUCGCUAUGAUCUUGUGGACCUGUUUGUAUAAAACGCGAUCAUAAUCUUAAAAGUUUCUGUUGGACUGCAAAUAUGGUCGUGUAUUCAUAACAAGGUUUUCAUAAUCACGUUUGGCAACAAUUUUUUUCCUCUA
Messenger RNA from Olea europaea var. sylvestris, 555 nucleotides. Its product is annotated as E3 ubiquitin-protein ligase RZFP34-like. The annotation marks the transcript as partial. Gene Ontology annotation, molecular function: ubiquitin protein ligase activity. NCBI's taxonomy places the organism in Eukaryota, Viridiplantae, Streptophyta, Magnoliopsida, Lamiales, Oleaceae. Gene Ontology annotation, biological process: ubiquitin-dependent protein catabolic process; protein ubiquitination. The transcript has 3 exons. Gene Ontology annotation, cellular component: nucleus. The record is from RefSeq and is a predicted model, not a curated record.